GAGGGUCCCACGCUCUCACACACUUUAACCUAUAAAAUAGAACAGCAAAAGCUUUAUCUCUUUCAAAGCCCCAAAAUCCUCUUUUGUGAGCUCAGAUUAAUCUGUGCUCACAAUGGCUUGCACUCUCGCUGAUUCAUUACUCCUAUUCAAGGGAUCUUUUCAGAAACCACUUCGCAGGAGAGACAUUACUGCUCACUAUUCUCCAGGCAUAUUUAGUUUAAACAAUGACGGGCUUAUCCGGAAAGGGUUCAGGCGUCAAAGGAGUUUUGUUACUAGGAAUAAAGUUACUUUCGUACGUGCUGUGGCAGUUCCAGUACAACAACCUGCUCCUGUGGAAGGUGUGGAGUAUAGAAAACAGCUAGCUGAAGACUACGGUUUCAGGCAAAUUGGAGAGCCGCUUCCAGCUGAUGUUACUUUAAAGGAUGUCAUCAGUUCCCUUCCUAAAGAGGUCUUUGAGAUUGAUAAUGUGAAAGCAUGGAAAUCUGUUUUGAUAUCUAUCACUUCUUAUGCAUUGGGGAUUUUCAUGAUUUCCAAAGCUCCCUGGUAUCUUCUUCCCCUCGCUUGGGCAUGGACUGGGACUGCAGUAACUGGGUUCUUUGUUAUAGGACAUGAUUGUGCUCACAAAUCAUUUUCAUCCAACAAAUUGAUAGAAGACAUUGUUGGGACCCUGGCUUUUAUGCCACUGAUUUAUCCAUAUGAGCCAUGGCGAUUUAAGCAUGACAGACAUCAUGCAAAAACAAACAUGCUAUUGGAAGAUACUGCUUGGCAGCCUGUUUCGAAGGAUGAGUUUGAAUCUUCUCCCCUUUUGAGGAAAGCAAUAAUAUAUGGAUAUGGUCCAUUUCGAUGUUGGAUGUCUAUAGCUCACUGGGUGUUGUGGCACUUUGAUUUGAAGAAGUUCAGACCAAGUGAAGUAAACAGGGUGAAGAUAAGUUUAGCGUGUGUGUUUUCCUUUAUAGCAAUUGGGUGGCCAUUAAUCAUUUACAAGACAGGAAUCAUGGGAUGGAUAAAAUUCUGGUUGAUGCCAUGGCUGGGCUAUCACUUCUGGAUGAGUACGUUUACCAUGGUACAUCAUACUGCGCCGCAUAUUCCAUUCAGAAACUCACAAGAGUGGAAUGCUGCACAAGCACAGCUUAAUGGAACUGUUCAUUGUGACUACCCUAAAUGGAUCGAGAUCCUAUGUCAUGAUAUUAAUGUCCAUAUUCCACACCACAUAUCCCCGAGGAUACCAAGCUAUAAUUUAAGAGCAGCCCAUAAGUCCAUCGAAGAAAAUUGGGGAAAGUAUCUGAAUGAGGCUAGUUGGAAUUGGAGAUUGAUGAAGACAAUCAUGACAGUGUGUCAUGUGUACGAUAAAGAGCGAAAUUAUGUUGCCUUCGACGAACUCGCCCCUGAAGAUUCUCGUCCAAUUACAUUUUUGAAGGAAAGCAUGCCUGAUUAUGCUUAGUUUAGUCCAUCCAACCUGCCUUUUUACUCAUGUAAUUUUUUAUUUAUCAAAUUAGGUUCGUAUACCAUCGGUUUUCCUUUCACGUUUUCGAUCUUGUUAAAAUGGUUAUUUUUUGAUAUCUGGUUUAGUAAGAAAAUUGCUUGUUGCUCUCGAA
Molecule: messenger RNA, 1595 nt
Organism: Vigna radiata var. radiata (mung bean)
Lineage: Eukaryota; Viridiplantae; Streptophyta; Magnoliopsida; Fabales; Fabaceae
Product: omega-6 fatty acid desaturase, chloroplastic
Exons: 10
Coding region: 113-1441 (442 amino acids)
Biological process (GO): lipid metabolic process
Molecular function (GO): oxidoreductase activity
Source: RefSeq, a predicted model, not a curated record